This is a messenger RNA of Suhomyces tanzawaensis NRRL Y-17324, 789 nucleotides long. RefSeq names its product 1-(5-phosphoribosyl)-5- ((5-phosphoribosylamino)methylideneamino)imidazole-4-carboxamide isomerase. Gene Ontology annotation, cellular component: cytoplasm. Gene Ontology annotation, molecular function: 1-(5-phosphoribosyl)-5-[(5-phosphoribosylamino)methylideneamino]imidazole-4-carboxamide isomerase activity. The coding region runs from base 1 to 789 and encodes 262 amino acids. Gene Ontology annotation, biological process: L-histidine biosynthetic process; L-tryptophan biosynthetic process. The record is from RefSeq and is a predicted model, not a curated record. NCBI's taxonomy places the organism in Eukaryota, Fungi, Ascomycota, Pichiomycetes, Serinales, Debaryomycetaceae. The transcript has 2 exons.
AUGCUCAGUGUAAAGCAAAUUGUGGGGGGAACUUUGACGGGAGACGACUUGACCCACGACGCCUCGACCAAGGAGAACUUCGUCAGCACCAAGCCGUCUUCGUUCUACGCUCAACUCUACAAAGAUAACCAGGUCAAUGGGUGCCAUGUGAUUAAACUUGGAACCAAUCCUGUCAAUGACGAGGCAGCUAAACUUGCCUGUUUGACAUGGCCAGGCCACCUCCAAGUGGGAGGCGGCAUCACCGAUGAAAAUGCCCUUGAGUGGUUGGAUCACCACAAGGCGUCUCACGUCAUUCUUACCAGUUGGUUGUUCAGCGACAACAAGGGCCAAAAGGAGCUCGACUGGCAGAAAUUGAAAUCAGUGUCCCAAUUGGUGGGCAAGCACAGGCUUAUCGUGGACUUGAGCUGCAGAACCGUCGUUAGUGAUGGUACGACUGACUGGGUUGUGGCCAUGAACAAAUGGCAAACUUUGACCCAAAAUAAGUUGUCGAAGGAAUUCUUGCUUCAGGUAAGCGAGUACUGUGACGAGUUCUUGAUCCAUGCUGCCGACGUCGAAGGGUUGUGUAACGGUAUUGAUGAGCACUUGGUGCAAAAACUCGGAGAUUGGUGUCCUUCUGGUUUUGAAGGAAAAAUCGUGUACGCUGGAGGCGCCAGACUGGUAGGGGAUUUGGACAAGGUGCAGCAGCUUAGCAACGGAAAAGUCGAUUUGACUUACGGUAGCAGCUUGGACAUCUUUGGAGGAGACUUGGUGAAGUUCGAUGAAGUGGUUGCGUGGAACAAAAGGAGCUAA